Messenger RNA from Brassicogethes aeneus, 525 nucleotides. The record is from the annotation of a GenBank genome assembly. NCBI's taxonomy places the organism in Eukaryota, Metazoa, Arthropoda, Insecta, Coleoptera, Nitidulidae.
ACAAAAGUCAGAUUAUUCCAAAUAACAUAUUUAUAUAUAAAUAUAAAAAUGGAGGAAUUUUUGAGCAGCGAAAUAGGCUUGGUGUUAUUUCUGGUUUUUUGCGGCACAUUUAUACUUUUUUCCAUAAUUGUUAUCGUCAUUGCGAGUGUGGGGUUUUAUAAAUGUCCUGCUGAAGGUAUUAUAAUCCCUCUUUGUUUUAUAGUGGCUGGAGUUGGGGUUAUUUUUUAUAUUGCAGUAGUAAUCGCUAAAAGGUUUACUGAGAAAGAUAUCAAAUGGAAGAAUGUAACCUUAACCAUAUUCGAAGUAAUAACAGCUUUUCUUGCAGGUGUACCUCUCGGUUACGGAACAAUUAGAGCCUGGAAAUUAUUUGAACCAAGUUAUGAUGAAGAAGAUGGAAAUGAAUAUUGUGCCAAAUAUUUAUAUUUUACUGUAAUAGUUUACUCUACAACACUAUUUGCAGUAACAUUAGUUUUAUUGGUUAUAUCUAUAGUUCAAUGUAUAAUAAAACUCUUAGAUAACCAAUAA